Molecule: messenger RNA, 2046 nt
Organism: Dictyostelium purpureum
Lineage: Eukaryota; Evosea; Eumycetozoa; Dictyosteliales; Dictyosteliaceae
Exons: 2
Coding region: 1-2046 (681 amino acids)
Source: RefSeq, a predicted model, not a curated record
AUGUCAACAUUACAUAAUAAUAGCGAUGGUGAUAAAAAAUCGAAUGAUACAAUAAAGCCAACAUCAACAGCAUCUACAACCACCUCUUCUGCGACAUCCACAACUUCAUCAACAUCUGCAACUAAACCUUCAGAUGUUAGUCACAGUACAAUGAGUAGUGGUGCAACAUUAACAAAAAAUAAAUCAAGUAUAACCUCAACCGCAACAACUGUAAAAAAAACACCAACAACAUUAUCUUCAUCAACAAAUAAAACAAAAACAUCAACACCAUCAGCAUUAAAGUCAGUAUUAUCAUCAAACUCGUCACUUUCAAAUACAUUUCCUGGUCCAAGAAAAUCAACAUCUUCAGGAACAACAUCUACAACAUCAUCAAAUAGCGCAUCAAGUACAAUGACAACAAAAAAAUUAACUGAUAAAUUAUCGACACCAACACUAUCAUCCUCGAUGAAAAAUAAAAAGCCAAUAUCAUCACUAUCAAAACCAACAGCUGCAUCAUCCCUAAAACAAAAUACUUCAUCAACAGCACCAGCACCAACAUCUUCAUCCACUGACAGAAAGAGUUUAACAACAUCAGGUUCAGCACUUAAACCUCCAAUUAGUACCUCAGCUACCAGUAGUAAUUCGUCAACAAGCAAACUACCAACACCAUCAGUUUCACCAACCCCACCAUCAACAACUAAAAAUACACCAUCAGAUUCUUCACCAACAUUAAGUUCUUCAAAUUUAUCAGAUAAAACAUUAAAUACAACAGCGCCAACAAACAUAAAAGAUAAAGUACAUUCAACAUUAACAACCAAAGAUUUACAUACAACCAAAGAUACACAUACAGCAACAUCAACAACAGCAACAUCAUCUAGCAGUGGUAAAUUAACAUCAUCACUUCACAAACCAACACCAAGUCCAUCAAAGAGACCAAUAACUACAACAUCAACUACAAGUGGUAGAAUAUCAUUAUUAAGUCCAAGCAGACCAACAGGAUCCAAUUUGUCAUCAACAACAUCAACACCAAAUGGCAAACCAGUAGCACCAAGGGAUAGUUUAACAAAUAAGGAUCCAACCCAACUACGUGAUACCAUUAGAACACUUCAAAGAGAAAGAGAAGAUUUAAUGAAUAAAAACCAUGACCUUCAAAACAAAAUAAUAGAUUCUGACUCAAAACUUUACAAUUUAGAUGCGACAUUAGAGAAACUUAAAAUCGAUUUAAAGACUGUUACAUUAGAAAGAGAUACUCAUAAACAAAAAGUGGUACGUUUAGAAAAUCAAUUAAAGAGCGAAAUUGACGACCUCACAAGAAAGCUUGAAGAAUCUGAUGCCAAAUUUGAAUUUUCAAAUGAAAGAUAUAGCCAAAUGUUAACACGUUAUCAACAAUCUCUUAAUACCAUGGAUGAAAUGAAAAAUAAAUUUAGAGAUUCAAUUAUAUCACAAAAACAAGAGUAUAUAAAUAUUCAAAAUAAAUUAGAAAGUGCAAAUAAAAAAAUUGAAGAAUUAGAAUCAAAUUUAAAAAACAGUACAAAUAGUUUUACUAGUAGUAACAGUAGUAGCGGUAAUGAAAAAAUUUCACCUCCUCAACAAACAAAGCAAUUACAACAACCACAACAACCACAACAACCACAACAACUACAACCACAACCACAACCUCAACCAACUCAACAACAACCAAAUCAAAACCUAAAUUUAAAUAAUGUGAAACAUCCAAUGCAACCUCAACCAUUAUUAGAUCCAUUAAGUUUAAAAUCCAAUUCACCACAAGUACAACAUAAUAAUCAACACCCACAAAUUCAAAUGCAACCACCCCAACUUCAAACUGUUUCAACUACAUCCCAACCACUUUUUACAAACAAUCCCAAUAGCUCAUUAAAAACGAUACCACCAACACAACAAAACCAAUUACAAAACCAACAACAAAACCAACAACAACAACAACCAAUAAAAUCAAAUCCAAUUCAAAUUAAUAAUAAUCAGCAACCACAACAACCUCAACAACAACAAUCUAAAGAAAGUACAACACCAAAUGGUAAAUCUGGGAUUUUUUCAGGAUGGUUCUAA